This is a messenger RNA of Propithecus coquereli (Coquerel's sifaka), 2056 nucleotides long. RefSeq names its product HEAT repeat containing 3 (gene HEATR3). Gene Ontology annotation, biological process: ribosomal large subunit biogenesis; protein import into nucleus. The transcript has 12 exons. NCBI's taxonomy places the organism in Eukaryota, Metazoa, Chordata, Mammalia, Primates, Indriidae. The record is from RefSeq and is a predicted model, not a curated record. Bases 149 to 1705 code for a protein of 518 amino acids.
AUUCCCCAUGUGUGCUCGGGCUGUAAGCCGGCCGGGCUGAGCAGUGGCACGAAGACCCCUUGGCGGUAAGGUUCUGUCACCAGCUCCGCAGCCUUCUCCGCCUGUUGCUGCCCUCCUCUCUCGGCCUGUCCCCACAGCGCACAUCGCCAUGGGCAAGAGCCGGACGAAGCGCUUCAAGCGCCCUCAGUUCUCCCCUACAGGCGACUGUCAGGUCGAAGCUGCUACGGCGGCGAACGGGACAGGCGGCGAGGAGGACGACGGGCCGGAGGCGGAGUUGCUAGAAAAGCUCCAGCACCCGAGCGCCGAGGUCCGCGAGUGCGCCUGCGCGGGGCUGGCCCGGCUGGUGCAGCAGAGGCCGGCGCUCCUGGGCCUGGCGCGCCGCGAUGCGGUGCGCCGGCUCGGGCCGCUGCUGCUCGACCCCAGCCUGGCUGUCCGGGAGACGGCGGCCGGCGCGCUCAGAAAUCUGAGUGCUUGUGGAGGUUUUGAAGUUUGUGAUGACAUGGUGACUAAGGAUGUCAUGACUCCCCUGGUUGCACUGCUAAAAGAGUGUAGUUCUGGACUGGAUUCAAAUGAGACGUCGCCACAGGAGAAAAAAGAUCAGAACGGAAACUCUAUUGAGAACAUAGCCAAUGAGGCUGUGAACAUACUGUGGAAUAUAUGUGAAUGCAGUAGUAGAGCAGUAUCUAUAUUCAACAAAGAAGGGUGUUUGGAGAUUGUAUUAAAGUAUUUAAGUAGGUUUUCCACCAAUGUUGACCUGGCUAUUUCAGUAGGCACAGUUUGGAAUCUAAAGGACAUUAUUCCAUGCAAAAGUCAAGCAGAAAUCAUAAAUGCCAUACUAAAGAUCUUAUCUGAAGUUUUGGAAAUAGAUGCUGGUGAAAUAGUUAUUCAAAUGAAGGAGGCUGAAACUCAAAGGUUAAAAACCCUGGCAGAGACUGAGGCAAUAUUAGAGAAGGCUAACGGUGAUGAUUUGAUUGAAGAUGAUGAAAUGGAAGAAAUUCCUCAUAAGAGAAAAGUCAGAAGGAAAACUUUUGCUUCAGAUUUACUUCCACCCACUGACAAGGAACUGAGACAGACCGUAGCAUUGCUGACAGCUCAGCAGACUGCUCUGGAAAUCAUUGUCAACAUGUGCUACAGUGAAGAUCCCUCCGAUGAUGAAUGGGAAGAGCUUUCUAGCAGUGAUGAGAGCGAUACGUUUAUGGAGAAUUCCUUCAAUGAGUGCGCUGGGCAGCUGCUCUCGCCCCUGUGCCUCUCCCAUGAGAUUCACACUGCUCUCACCAACUACCUCAUCCCAAAGAAGAUUUUUGAGAAAACUGCCUUUCCAAACAGCAUUGCAGUCGACCUAUGUUCUAGAAACCCUACUUGGAAAACUUUGAUUAGAAAGCAACCUAGAGACCAGAACUGCUAUUGCGUCUCAGGUGCCAUAGGACAGGAAGCCAAGUGCCUGACUCCUGAUCAGCUGAUGACAUUAUGCAAAGCAGGCAUUCAUAGUAGUAAUGUUGGGGUUCGAGUGAACGUCGUUAGCAUUUUAGGGAUCACUGGCAGCAUCCUAGCCAAAGAAGAUGGUACACUUGAAACUCUUAAGAUACGUAAAGAAGGGCGAGGUAAAUACAGUACAGAUCAGCUGUGUGUUCUCGACAAUGUGAAGAUGAAUUUGAGAAGGUUUGUUGCUUAUCAAGAAACUGUUGAGAAAAGACUGACUUCUUGAACCAUCAAAAGAGCAAUCAAUUUUUUCCCAAAGUAUUUGAUGCUAAGAAUACUAAAGGAUUUCUUUGGACUGUAUACAUAUCUGAAAGUUAUUUUUAAAUGCUUGUAUUCUGUACAUCUAUUUGAAGUUCAUAAAAACUGUGUUCAUAAAAACAUCGUGCGCCCAGCACAUUUAACCACUGGAAACACAAAGGGUGGAAGGGUGAAAAUGCAAAGGAAUCUCAGGAGGUUCUUAACUAAUUCGAGAACAGCAAAAAAAACUUCAAAUAAUCAUGUUUUUCUUGAAUUUUGCCCCAAAAAAAGGAAAUCCAAAGCAUUGCUUGGAUGCUCUUUUAAGGUAGUAUCAUUUUAU